AUGGACUACACCAAAGUGCUCAACAUAAUCAAUAUAUCCAUUCUAAUUAACAAACUGGAAACCACCUUAGGUCCUAGACAUUACCUGUUGCCAAUCAUUAGAGAUCUUCCCACUAACAACAGGGUGGAAAUACAUGAUGGUACUAAUAAGUCCAGCCUGAUACAACAAACAGUUAGAGAGUUGCAAGGUGACCCACUGAGCCCCUUACUCUUCAUCUUAGUUAUGGCAGACAACAUUGAGACAAUAAAACCUGACAAUGUAAAUCUACUCAUGUAUGCAGAUGACAUGGCAUUAACCUCAGUUUCUCAGGAUGAUCUGCAGAAAACUUUCAACCAGUUAGUGUACUGGGCACAAGAAAGACCUAUCCUUGAAUGA
This is a messenger RNA of Schistocerca gregaria, 375 nucleotides long. RefSeq lists its product as uncharacterized. NCBI's taxonomy places the organism in Eukaryota, Metazoa, Arthropoda, Insecta, Orthoptera, Acrididae. The record is from RefSeq and is a predicted model, not a curated record. The transcript has a single exon. Bases 1 to 375 code for a protein of 124 amino acids.